Molecule: messenger RNA, 3795 nt
Organism: Osmerus eperlanus (European smelt)
Lineage: Eukaryota; Metazoa; Chordata; Actinopteri; Osmeriformes; Osmeridae
Gene: me2
Product: malic enzyme 2, NAD(+)-dependent, mitochondrial
Biological process (GO): malate metabolic process; pyruvate metabolic process
Cellular component (GO): mitochondrion
Molecular function (GO): malate dehydrogenase (decarboxylating) (NADP+) activity; NAD binding
Source: RefSeq, a predicted model, not a curated record
AAAAAACACGCCGGUUAGAAGCGGAGGCAGAUGAAACCACACUGUACAUGUCUCUAAUACUAUGCCUUUUAACUGCAUUUUGUAAUAAAAUAGAGUACUCUUUUUUAAUCUUUUAAGCUGAGACCCUGACCCCGCCUCCUGACCCUUGACUCCUGCCGCCAUGCUGUCCAGACUGAGGGCGUGUCUGCGCCCCUGCGGCCCCCCCGCUCGCUGGCUGCACACCAAGGAGAAGGGCAAGCCCCUCAUGCUCAACCCACGCACCAACAAGGGCAUGGCCUUCAGCCUGCCUGAGCGUCAGAUGCUGGGGAUCCAGGGCUUGCUGCCCCCCAAGGUGGAGAGCCAGGACAUCCAGGCCAUGCGCUUCCAGAGGAACCUCAAGAAGAUGACCGACCCCCUGGAGAAGUACAUCUACCUGAUGGGGAUCCAGGAGAGGAAUGAGAGGCUGUUCUACCGGGUGUUGAUGGAGGACAUAGAGGACCUGAUGCCCAUCGUGUACACCCCCACUGUGGGUCUGGCCUGCACCCAGUACGGGCACAUCUUCAGGAGGCCCAAAGGUCUGUUCAUCUCCAUCCUGGAUCGAGGACACAUCCGCUCCAUCCUGGAUAACUGGCCGGAGACCAACGUAGCGGCGGUGGUGGUGACGGAUGGGGAGCGUAUCCUGGGUCUGGGGGACCUGGGGGUGUUUGGGAUGGGAAUCCCAGUGGGGAAGCUGUGUCUCUACACGGCCUGCGCCGGGAUCCGCCCCGAGAGAUGCCUGCCUGUCGUCAUCGACGUGGGCACCGACAACGAGACUCUGCUGCGCGACCCCUUCUACAUGGGUCUGUACCAGCGCCGGGACCGCUCGCAGCUGUACGACGACCUGAUCGAUGAGUUCAUGGAGGCGGUUGUGGACAAGUAUGGCCAGGGGACGCUGAUUCAGUUCGAGGACUUCGGGAACCACAACGCCUUCCGCUUCCUCCGCAAGUACCGCGAGAAGUACUGCACCUUCAACGACGACAUCCAAGGGACAGCGUCCGUGGCACUGGCAGGUCUGUUGGGCGCUCAGAGGGCGAUCGGUAAACCCAUCACUGAACACAGAGUCCUGUUCCUGGGGGCCGGAGAGGCUGCUCUGGGCAUUGCCAACCUGAUCACCAUGGCGAUGGUGGAGACAGGGAUGUCCUAUGAAGAGGCCCGGCACAAGAUCUGGAUGUUCGACAAGUAUGGACUCCUGGUGAAGGGCAGGGCUCAGGAGACGGAUGGUAACCAGGAAGCGUUUGUUCAUGACAGCCCUGGAGAAGUGAACAGCUUCCUGGAUGCUGUCAACACCAUCAAACCCACCGCCAUCAUCGGUGUGUCAGGUGCAGGCCGGCUCUUCACCCAUGAUGUCAUCAAGGCCAUGGGAUCUCUGAACCAGCGACCAAUCAUCUUUGCCCUCAGCAACCCCACCACCAAGGCUGAGUGUACUGCUGAAGACGCCUACACCACUCACAGAGGUACUGGCCGGUGUCUGUUCGCCAGUGGCAGUCCGUUUGACCCCGUGACCCUCGCUGACGGGAGACUGUUCAUGCCUGGACAAGGGAACAACGCAUACAUCUUCCCAGGAGUGGCCCUGGCUGUGAUCCUCAGUGGAGUGAGACACAUCAGUGAUACAGUCUUCCUGGAGGCUGCCAAGACCCUGGCAGAGCAGCUUACGGAUGCUGAGCUGGCUGAGGGCAGACUGUACCCUCCCCUGUCGGACAUCAGAGAAGUCUCUAUCCGCAUGGCUGUCAAGGUGGUGGAGUUUGUCUAUGCCAAUGGCAUGGCUUUCCGCUACCCUGAGCCCACGGACAAAGAGGCGUUCGUGCGUUCGACCAUGUGGAACACCAACUACGACUCCUUCCUGCCUGACAUCUACGACUGGCCUGCUGUCUCCUUCAGCCCCAAGAAGGACUGAGAGACCAGGGCCUACGACUGGCCUGCUGUCUCCUUCAGCCCCAAGAAGGACUGAGAGACCAGGGCCGAGUCAGGUCCCAGAGGACAGGAGGGUGAGGGGGGCAGAUGACACCACUCCACGUCUUUGAGACCCGUGCAGUUGUCUGGAAAGAAGGUGCUAGAAGUUGUAUGUCAGGACGGAACCGGAAGUCGUUUCUAACAUACUCCUAGUCUAGGCUUGGUUUACGACCAAAAGAACCAAUCGGAAACCAGCAAGCACUCCAUUUUCUGCCUUUGUUUUGAUCCAUUUUUAUUUAUUUCAUCCAACUUUGACACUUGUUUUUAAUGUUAAUCGUUUAUGUUUUGAUAUUGGAUAUAGUAGUUUUUAAAGUGUUUAAAGACGAUUCAGAAUCGCCCCCCCCCCAAAAAAAAAAAGUUUGUAAACUAACCAACACUCCAUAGACAGGGUUAUAGAAGAGGUAUUAAGCUGCUUGGGAAAGAAAAUAUUUAUUUUAUUCUGUGCACAAAGACAACAGCGACGAAAGCACUUGAAUCAUCUGUAUGAAAUAUACAAUAUGCGAGUAGAACAUCUGUCGAUGUAUUAAAAAAUAUACCUAUAUAGUUUUUAACGUUAUAUGAAUAUUAUGUGUUGCUUCUGCACUUGAACCGUAAGGUGGCAGAUGGAGUGUUUUUAUGGUUAUGUACUGGGCAUGUAUGUGUGACAUAUCACAGUCUCUUACCAUAUCUAACCUGAAGAUUGACUUGUAAAACCGUGACGUUUGCAUUGUUUUCUCGUUUAUUUUUUAUGUUCAGUGUUUCUCCGUCGGAAUCUCUCGAUCUAGAUUACAAAAAUAGCGAAUGGGAUGCUAGGUUCUAGUAUAGUCGUCCUUUUGGCAUAUAGUUUGUCUAUAGUGUGACGCUCUCUAAGUAUCUGCAAAUAUAUGCUGUAGCAGGCCCACACCAAGCUCAUAGCACUCCACACAGUCAUGUCUGAGGUAUGAAAAGACUGCAUCCUUUUUAAAGAGUUUGUACUGAAUACCCUAGGAAUGUUUUAUACCCGGGCGUCAACGUGGCGUAUGUUCAUGUAAGCCACAUGCACACACACACACACAGAGGCACACACAGGCACACACAGGCACACACAGGCACACACAGGCACACACAGACACACACAGACACACACAGACACACACCGACACACAGAGAGGAACACAGACACGAAGGAACUAUUGAGGACAUGUCCGUCCGAAAGAACUAGAAAGUGACGUAAUUCACUUACCACUCAGGUUUAAGGUAAUCAAGUAAAGUAAACUGCAUAGGGCUUGUUGAGCUGCGAAUCAAAGUCUGGGCAGGUCUUCGGUCCUGUACACUCCCCUCCCCAUGGGUUUAGCCAAGUCCUAAACUAAAAUGUUUUCAACGGAGAUAGAAUCAUUCUCUUACUUUAGGACUUGUCCUAAUCCAUGUCUGGGAAACUGGGCCUAAAUCGUACAUCUCACUGUUCUCUGUUAACUAUACCCGAAGAACAAUUAUGUGUUAGAUAGCCUACCAUAUAACUAUCAUCAACAAAUGAUAGGAUAUAACCACACCAAAGCUGAAAUGGUCAGUAUGCUCUUCUGCUUACAGCAUGGGAAACAAAACAGUAAGAAAUUCCAGUCAGUGUUUGUCUGUAGUCAUGCCCAUAUAAUGUAACUCAUUGUCAUUUAUGUCUGUUGAGUAUAACUGUUGUAAUUGUUCAUCACAGGUUGAAUUCCCGACUAUAUCCUCUGAUGUCAUUAUGAUGUUUAUGAAGUUUAUUUUUGUUACGCGGUGAUAUUGCCUUAGCGUUCAAACACGCACAAAGCGGUGUUUCAUGCAGCUCCAGAACUCUGUUCCAAGUGCAGAAAUAAACUAGUUUUACACAUCUGA